AUGAGACUACAUUUAGGAUCGCCACAAGCCGCAGCUUUGAGUAUCCUAGCUUUACUACCGAUGAUAUUGGCAGAACAAGCUACAAUCAGCGAAUCCACACUGUCGAUCAACAAUAUACGUUUCAGUACACGUGCUCAUUGGAUGCGACAGGCUAACACUGCUCUCUCACAACUGCUAUCACCAUGUCCAUUCGGCGCUUUUGGCACUGUGAUCGUCAACCAUACAGCUCCGGGUGAGGAUGGCUUGGGGACAUUAGUCUGCAUGGGAGCAAAUAAUAUUUCUCUCACGGGUAAUCCGACCUUACAUGGCGAAAUCGCAGCAAUCAACAACUGCUCCGCGAUCCUCACCGACCCCAACGGACCGUACAAUCUAACAACAUCGCAAGCGCAAAGGGCAUUCUCCUCUCUCUCGCUGUAUACCAACGCCGAAAGUUGUCCAAUGUGCGCCUCCGCCAUCCGCUGGGCCGGGUUCAAAGAAUACAUCUACGGGACGAGCAUCGACACGCUGAUCGCACAGGGAUGGGGCCAGAUCCGGAUCCCGAGUAUCGAGGUCUUCGCGCAGAGCUUCGACCUCAGCUACCCGUCGCGGCUGAUGGGCGAGGUGUUGGUGAAUGAGACAGACCCGUUCUUCAGUUGGCAAUUCAACCCGGAGUAUCCGUGUCCUAGCGGUUGUUCGAGAGCGAGUGGUGGGUCGGGGUCUUGUGCGCCACUUUGA
Exophiala bonariae is the source of this 714-nucleotide messenger RNA. RefSeq lists its product as uncharacterized. The transcript has 3 exons. Gene Ontology annotation, molecular function: tRNA-specific adenosine-34 deaminase activity. Bases 1 to 714 code for a protein of 237 amino acids. Lineage: Eukaryota; Fungi; Ascomycota; Eurotiomycetes; Chaetothyriales; Herpotrichiellaceae. Gene Ontology annotation, biological process: tRNA wobble adenosine to inosine editing. Gene Ontology annotation, cellular component: nucleus; cytoplasm. The record is from RefSeq and is a predicted model, not a curated record.